Messenger RNA from Aspergillus niger, 381 nucleotides. RefSeq lists its product as uncharacterized. The record is from RefSeq and is a predicted model, not a curated record. The transcript is spliced from 2 exons. Gene Ontology annotation, biological process: ubiquinone biosynthetic process. NCBI's taxonomy places the organism in Eukaryota, Fungi, Ascomycota, Eurotiomycetes, Eurotiales, Aspergillaceae. Gene Ontology annotation, cellular component: mitochondrial inner membrane. Gene Ontology annotation, molecular function: lipid binding. The coding region runs from base 1 to 381 and encodes 126 amino acids.
AUGGAGCGCUUGCGCAUGAAUGUUGAAGUGAAGGAGAAGUUGCAGGAUGCCCUAGCCAUCAUGUCCCUUGGCGAAAACAUCCCUCUCUCGUUAUCCGAACUGCACGCUCUCUCGGACGAUAUCCUCACGCUAGCGGGCGACGCUUCCGUCGAUGCAUCGUGGUAUUCGAAGCGCAUGGCUGUGGCGGCUGUGUAUGCAUCGUCGGAGUUUGUGAUGACGCGGGAUACGAGUGCGGGGCUGCGUGAUACGGAGGAGUUCCUGAGUCGCCGGUGGGCGGAUGCAAGAGCUGUGAAGGAUAAGUUGUCCGGGGUGAAACAGUGCUUGGGAUUCUUGGGGUCGACUGCUGUGGGAUUGGGGAGGAGUUGGGGGUUGAAGCUGUAA